This is a messenger RNA of Aspergillus versicolor CBS 583.65, 2257 nucleotides long. Its product is annotated as glycoside hydrolase family 125 protein. The coding region runs from base 483 to 2090 and encodes 535 amino acids. The record is from RefSeq and is a predicted model, not a curated record. Gene Ontology annotation, biological process: carbohydrate metabolic process. The transcript is spliced from 3 exons. NCBI's taxonomy places the organism in Eukaryota, Fungi, Ascomycota, Eurotiomycetes, Eurotiales, Aspergillaceae.
AAAGGGUAAACCUGGUGCCAAAGCGGGGCAAGGGAAUAUCAUGUCGUUUUUUGGCAAAAAGUAAGCUUGGAGGCAUGAUUCAUGGCGGGGGGAGCGGCAUAUUCCGAAAUGACGAUGCGUGGUGUAGAGAUCUGAUUGCAUAACGCAGACCACUAGCAAUUAAUAUAAACGUGAACGACUCCAAGGUCGCGAUGCACCGUAGCAUUCGGGUAUAAUCCUUCAAAGCGAUGGCAAAUCGCCUCGUCGUGGCGCAAGUUGUCAAGCCAAGGGGCGGAGAAUGAUCGUCGCUUGUUGCAGUUGGAGCUCCGCCGUUUUCGAUAUUCUCCGCAUUUCAUCUCCAGCCUGCGCAACACCCCGGCAAUGCCUCUGCAAGCAGGGGCCUCGAUCCCCUUUAAAAUCCCCUCCUCCCAAAUGCAUGCUAUUACAUUAUUCUCGUGGGCGGUAUUUUGACGCUCGUUUCACUCAACCCCGUUCGCGAGACCAUGACACUCUCCGCGUUGGUUUACGGCCUGUCGCUGCUUGGCUUCGGCGCAACGGGAGCUGUAGCCCUGCGAGACGAGCCUUCAAUCCUUCGACGAGCGUGUCCUGACUAUCUCGAUUACUCUCAAUCUCCUCACGCUCCAUACAGCGAAGGGCCAUUGAAACUCCCAUUCCAGAGACCAGUGACGGAAUGUCGAACUUUCAAUUCCUCAGUCGUGGAGAAGGUCAUUGAGGAUGUUACUUCUCGCAUGCAUGACAAGGAUCUCGCCCAACUGUUCCGCAACGCAUUCCCCAAUACACUAGACACAACCAUCAGGUGGCACACCGACGGCUCUACGACAGCAGUAAAAAAGGGCAAGAGAGCCAGCUCCCAGUGGGAGGGUCCACAGAGCUUUAUCGUGACUGGAGACAUCAACGCAGAGUGGCUACGCGAUUCUACAAAUCAAUUAACCAACUACCAAACCCUAGCGAACAAGGACGAACGACUCUUUAACCUCAUUCUCGGCGCAAUCAAUACGCAGGCCGAAUUCGUCAUACAAUCACCGUAUUGCAAUGCCUUCCAACCUCCACCUCCAAGCCAUAUCAAACCGGCAAAUAACAGUCAAGAUGACACAGUCCAUCCUACCUACGAGCCAUCAGUCGUAUUCGAAUGCAAGUAUGAACUUGAUUCCCUCGCCAACUUCCUCACUCUUGCAACCGAGUUCCACGAGCACACCGGUUCGAAGGACUUCCUCACCAACCGCUGGUAUACAGCGCUAGAGACGGUCCUCCAAGUUCUGGACGCACAAUCCGAACCGACCUUCAACGAAGCAGGCCAAUACGUUGAAAAUCAGUAUACCUUCCAACGAACUACAACUCUAGGAACCGAAACCCUCAACCUCGCUGGCGUCGGUAACCCGCUCAACACCGGAACAGGCCUCAUCCGCAGCGCCUUCCGCCCCAGCGAUGACUCAACAAUCAUGGGCUUUUUCAUCCCCGCAAACGCGCAGAUGGCUGUGCAGCUCAAGCGUACAGCAGACAUGCUCCGCUCCGCCGGCGGACGCUCUGAUCUCGUCUAUGAUCUCGAGCGCCGCAGCACCCGCCUCCGCAAGGCAAUCCAGGACAACGCCAUAGUCACACACCCUAAGUUCGGCGACGUCUAUGCUUUCGAGGUAGAUGGCUACGGGUCGCAUAUCUUCAUGGACGACGCAAAUAUCCCCUCCCUCCUCUCCCUCCCCGUCCUCGGCUUCGUCGACCAGGAUGACCCGGUAUACAAAAAUACCCGCGAGAUGGUUCUCUCCAAGGACGGAAACCCAUAUUACCUCAAUGGAACCGCCUUCCAUGGUAUUGGCGGUCCACACAUCGGUCUUGAGAAUGCUUGGCCCAUGUCCCUGCUCAUGCAAGCCCAGACCUCCGACUCCGACGCCGAAAUCGAGAAGUGCAUUAAUAUGGUCCGGGACUCAAGCCGGCUUGGUCUCGUGCAUGAGUCUAUCGACGUGAACAAUAUCCAUGAGUAUACGCGUCCUUGGUUUGCGUGGGCGAACUCGGUCUUUGCGCAGACGGUACUGAAGAUUGCGGCUGAGCGGCCGCACAUUGUCUUCGGGAAGGGGGCGGAGGCAUAUGUCCCUUAGAUAUGGCUGAGGGGUCUGUUGAAGUGAUUGUGAUACUGUGGUUGAUUUUGGUUGUGGUAUCAAUGAUGUGGGAGGCUUAUCUGUUGAGAUAAUAGUAACACCUUACCUGUUUAUGAGCACUAUGUAGUUAUAAUAUCCAUCAAUGGUAUCAUUACUAGUAUCAUGGG